AUGCCUACUCUAACGCAAAAUCUCAACAUCCUACGAUUGGGUGUCCCGAGGUCACGGUCCAAAGCUGAUCCAGUAACACUUCCGGGGCAGAUCGACCGAGCCCCGAUACUACCACGGGAUCACUAUAUUCGCUACGAGCAAUACCACAAGAGACAAUUCCCAAAGCGGUCAAAUCAUCACUUUGCUAGUGAGCAGCUCCUCCGAAAAGCGGAAGCUGCUGACCGAGACACAACAAUGGGCAUUGUUGACACUAUUGCUCGAGAGUACAUUGUUCACUGGAUGCCCGAAGUCGAAGUGUUCCUCGAAGCGGAUCCCAGCGACGAUUUCGAAGACGACAAAACAGAAUACAAGAGACUAGUAGGACGACUGGUGCAAGGCGUUCUAGAAGUUUUGUCCCGGGUCAAUUGUGACAAUGAUCAGGAUGCUGGGGCUCUCCGUGAAGCAGGCAAGCAAUAUGUGGAGAAGCACUUGAGAAAGCUCUAUGAUGCGUGCAGUGAUCUGUUGAACGAGGAAGAGAGACUACAUUUCGCUCCUUCGGCCCAGGCACUUACGCUGCGUGAGAAAUCUGACUGGUUGAAGCAGCAAGAAGAGGAGAUGAGGCCUCGAGAACAGCUUUCAGAAGCCCGUCUCCUCAACAGCUCAAUCGCUUGGAGCCUGUCCGAUGCUCGUCAGUGUUCUACACUAUUUAAAGCAGCUGAACCCCUUGACGCUCGAUCAUAUUCUCGAAAAAGGACGCUGAGCAAGGCACAACUCUAUGAAGAGCCCGAUGCGACAGACAACGGUCAGGUCUGGACUCCUCCCGGCGUCGAAGUAAAGCGACAAAAGUUCGAGAUCAAGUUCGCCAUGCCUGCCCAGGACGAGAUCCUCCAAGAAGACAUUAGAGCUAAGCAAGCUAGCAACACGAUCGAUCUAACAGCUGAUGACGACCAGGACUUCAUCGACGGAGAGCAAGCAUCACAUCUAGAUAUCAGGAACAGCCACCGUCUUCUUAUUGCUGGUGGAAGCGGUUCUCAGGACCAACAAUGUCUCACCAUGUAG
Messenger RNA from Lithohypha guttulata, 1038 nucleotides. RefSeq lists its product as uncharacterized. The coding region runs from base 1 to 1038 and encodes 345 amino acids. NCBI's taxonomy places the organism in Eukaryota, Fungi, Ascomycota, Eurotiomycetes, Chaetothyriales, Trichomeriaceae. The transcript is spliced from 2 exons. The record is from RefSeq and is a predicted model, not a curated record.